This is a messenger RNA of Alligator sinensis (Chinese alligator), 1688 nucleotides long. RefSeq names its product LDL receptor related protein associated protein 1 (gene LRPAP1). The annotation marks the transcript as partial. Gene Ontology annotation, molecular function: low-density lipoprotein particle receptor binding; lipase binding; receptor antagonist activity. Lineage: Eukaryota; Metazoa; Chordata; Crocodylia; Alligatoridae. The transcript is spliced from 8 exons. Gene Ontology annotation, cellular component: endoplasmic reticulum; cis-Golgi network; endoplasmic reticulum-Golgi intermediate compartment. The record is from RefSeq and is a predicted model, not a curated record. Gene Ontology annotation, biological process: negative regulation of very-low-density lipoprotein particle clearance; negative regulation of receptor internalization.
UCCGGCCAGGGCGGCAAAUACUCCCGCGAGGCCAACGAGGCGCCCCGCGCGCCCGCCCCCGCGCAGUUCCGUGUGGUGAAGCUCAACCAGAUCUGGGAGAAGGCGCAGCGGCUCCAGCUAUCUGCUGUAAAACUGGCAGAGCUACACAGUGAUCUAAAAAUACAAGAAAAGGAUGAGCUAGGCUGGAAAAAACUGAAGGCUGAAGGGCUAGAUGAAGAUGGAGAAAAAGAAGCCAAACUUAGACGCAACUUACAUGUAAUUAUGGCUAAAUAUGGAAUGAAUGGAAAGAAGGAUGCUCAACUAGCAGAUUCCAACUACAUCAAAGAUGGCUCAGAAAGUGAUGUGCUAGAUGAUCCAAGACUGGAGAAAUUAUGGAGUAAGGCUAAGACCUCUGGGAAGUUCUCUGAGGAUGAGCUGGAUAAGCUGUGGCGAGAAUUUAAGCAUCACAAAGAAAAGAUUCAUGACUAUAAUCUCUUGCUAGAGACUGUGAGCAGAACAGAAGAAAUCCACAAAAACGUAAUCAACCCCUCUGACGAGAAUGUGGUGAAAGAAGAGCUGUUGCACAGCAAGCACAGAGAACUCAAAGACAAACUACGGAGCAUCAGUCAAGGGUUUGAGCGUUUACGUAAAGUCAGCCACCAGGGGUACGACGCAACCAGUGAAUUCGAAGAACCCAGAGUGAUAGACUUAUGGGACAUGGCCAAAUCUGCCAACUUCACUGAGAAAGAGCUUGAAUCCUUUCGGGAGGAGCUGAAACACUUUGAAGCAAAAAUUGAAAAACAUCAGCACUACCAGAAACAGCUAGAGAUUUCCCAUCAGAAACUAAAGCACAUAGAGGGAACAGGAGAUAAAGAUCAUCUGAACAGAAACAGAGAGAAAUAUACCAUGCUAGAAGAAAAGACUAAAGAAUUGGGAUACAAGGUAAAGAAGCACCUACAAGAUUUAUCUGGUAGAAUUUCUAGAGGUCUGCAACACAAUGAACUUUGAGUAUCCCUUCCACGUUAUAUAAUACAUUCCACAUAAUGUACUAACUUCCAGUACAUCGUUCUUCAUGGAAAGGACUUAUCAAGAUGACCUUCUGAAAUAUCCACAGAAGCAGAUAAAGAGUAAGGAUUCACCAGGGUUGGUCUUUGUAGGGAACCUUUCUUCAGUCAUUUUGGUCAUUGAUCUGGUAUCUUUGUGAUUAGUCAAAUGAAACCACCCAGUUAGAAAUGCAUAUUUAGUUUGUGCAUCUUUGAUGAUCAUGUAAAUAUUGUAUCUAAAUCCAAUGUCAGUUUUUGAAAUAAGCAGUUGUUCACAUGUAUAAGAUGUUGGGUAUUUUUUCUAUCAGGGAAACUAUUUUUGUAUCAGUAAGUCCAUCCCAAUCAAUGAAAACCACAACAAAUCAGUGAACUAGUCCUGGGUUUAAAACAUGAGUUUGUCUAUCAUGCUGCACAGACUAAAGGUGGAGCUAGAAAAAUCUGUGUUUACAAACCACCCCCCUGCCCACUAAAGUUCAGUGGGCAUUAAAUCAGGUAUUUGUUGCAGAUAAUCAUAUAUUGAGGAAGUUAAAGAACAGGUUUUGUGGUCACUUCUCCCCACAUAGUUCCAAACUAACACCCUUCAGAAACUACUGAGAAUUUGUACAAUCCUCACAUUCACCUUUGUUACCUUUCGUUACACUUAAUCAUUAAACAAAACCAAAUUAC